AGCUUCUGCGACUGGAGAAGGAAAUCGGUCGCCUCUCUGGUUUGGAAACAGAAUCAAAGCAGAAAGAUGCAGCCAUAAGAGAUCUGCAGGAUGAGAUUGCAGCGAUGGCAAAGACCCUGGCUCGGGCGGCGGCGAGGAACGAGGUAGAGCUGACCCAGAAGCUGCUCACCUUUGACCGAGAGCUUGGAGCCAAAACAGAGGAGAUCAAAGCCUUGAGGGAACAGAUCAGCCACCUGCAGAAAGGCUCGAGCCAGGUUUUCAGCCAUUCCCUCUCCGAAAGAGACCUGGAGAUUGGAAGGCUGCGGAAAGAAAGCGAGAAGUUGAAGAGGGACCACGCUUUGGCUGCAGGUCUGGUGACCAGCCUGCAAAGGGAGGUGGCUGGCAAGGAGCAGAAAAUCCAGCAGCUCAAGGAAGAUGUUGACAAAAUGAAGAAGGAAAACAGAGAAAAGGACAAUCAGCUAGCAGUCGUUUCUGCCAAGUGCUCUAGAAUUAAAGAGGAACUGAAGCAUGAACUCGGAGAGCGAGAAGUAACUGCGUGUCGAAACCGCAUCAGGCAGCUAGAGCGUGACCUGGAGGGGCUGCAGGGGGAAGUCCAGAAGUACUGCGCCGAGCAGGAGAGCAUCCGAAAACAGCUGGCUGAGAAAGCCAAGGCUGAGGAGGAGCUGAAGGAAGGCUGUGCCAGGCAAGCUCUGCAGCUGCAGGAGAUGGGGCGCAGGGAACGCCUGCUGAGAGCCGACGUGAGCCGGGCCAAGGAGCAGCUGGAGUCCUUCAAAACCCGAGUGAUGCGAGCCUGUUCUCCAGCAGCAGCAGCGGGUGUUGCAGGGAAAGCUGUAAUGGAGCAGCAGGUGAUAGAGAAGGUCAGGCAGAUCUCUGAUGAGAACCAACAAAGUCGAGAGAGAGAGAAGUGUCUGCAGGAGGAAUUGAGCUCCAGGCUCUCGAAGGAAAAGGAGGUUUCUGCCAACGUCGAGGUGUUCAGGAAAUCCCUGCAGGAGCUCCAGGCUUGCCUGCGGAGCUCCUGCAGCAGCGACAGCCUGCGAGGGGAGCUGGGGAGGCUGGAGGCGGCGUGCCUGGAUCCCUCCGUCUCGGCCAUGGCAGCAGCAGUGGUGGAAAUGGUGCACGUCCCCUUGUCCUGGCUGGAGGGUGCGGAGCGGCUCCUGGCCGGCGUGGGCAUGGACCCGUGCGCCUCCGGCAAAGGGCUGUUGGCUGCUCUCGAGAGCUUGUUGGAAAACCAUCAGGAAACCGCACAGAGGAAUCAGUUGCUACAGGCCCAAUUAGAGAGGGUCCAGGAGUCACAGGCAGCGUUGCUGCGGGAGCAUGUGAAGGAGCUGGAAGCGAAACACGAGCAAGACCUACAGAUAAAAAUUGAGCAAACGAUAUUGGAAAAGGACGAGGAGAACAAAGAGGCUCUGGAGAGCGCUGUCGCCAAGGAGGAGGAGAAGUGCAAGCAAGCUGUGGCGGAAGAGCAGAAGAAGGUCCGAGACUUGGAGAGCCAGCUGAGAAGCAUGACUGAGGCAAUAGCGAGGAAGUCAAAGGAGCAGGAGGUUGCAGACUGCAAGCUGAGAGAAGCUGUGCACAAGCUGGAGGAAGCCGCGAUGCGAGAGGUGGCAUUACAGCAGCGGGCGCUCACAGGAGAGGAACAGCUCAAGGCCAUUCAGGAGGAGAAUGAGCUCGAGAGGCAGAAACUGCAGGAAGCGAUAGUGGAAUAUAAAGAGCAAAGCAAGCAGCAUUCUCUGACAAUUGUGGCUUUAGAGGACAGGUUGCUGGAGGCCAAGCAGCAGCAGAAGACACUGGAGGAGGAAAACGCAGCGCUCCUGGAAAAAAUGGAAGGAUUUCGGGGUGAUGGCCGCAAGCCAGCAGCGGGAGCUUGGCUGGAGGUUUGUCCUGCCACAGGGUCGCACAGUUGUCUGAGGAAACUGAGGGAAGAGCUGGCAGUGGCGCAGAGCAUGCUUCUGUCCAAGGAGGCCGUCGUUGCCAGACUAACCAAAGAGCUAGCAGAAACCAGAGCCAGGAUGUCGGACAUGAGAGGAGAGCUGAGCGAGGAGCAGAAGGUGGAACUGGAGCAGAACCUGAGCCGGCUGGAAUGCCAAGAGCGGGAAGCGAACCUGCUCAGAGAGAAGCUCUCCCAGAUGUCAACCCUGGUGGAUAAGAAGGAUCGAGCCCUGAAAGCAGCAGCUGAAGAGUUAAGGCAAGCCCGAGCCCAGUGCCAGGAGCUGAAGGAUGCCUGCAGAGAAACGGUGGAAAAGUCGGAGGAUGCUCCUGGGACGCCAGUGCAAGCGGGCGAAGCCUUCCAGAGGGAGCCGGCGUGGGACUUGGCCGACCUCGGCGCAAAAUGCCGAGGCCUCAGGCAUGAGGAAACUAUCCGGCGCCAAAAAGAAGGCUUGGCCGAGCUCCGGGAGAGAAUAAAGUUGCUGGAGAAGGGGCAGUCCUCAGCUGCCACGAAGAAGGGUUCGGAGACGCUGGCGGUCCUGCUGAAAGACUUACCGGAGAAAAUAGUCCAGAAAACAGUUCUUGAGAAGGAACCUGCACCUGCGACGGGAACAAAAUGGAAGGCCGGCAAGGUUCCCGGCCAGGUUCCUAACGGGGUCUCGCACGGGGCCACUGGUGGGGUGGUGAGCUCAGAGAUGGCCGACGCGACAGACCUCGGCGAGAAGAUGUACCUUGACGUAAUUGGUGCUCUGGGAAGCCUGAUGAAGGUGAAGGAGCUGUCAGAAAUGCAGCCUCUGAAGCACCUGCCUCAGGAGGAGAGGGAAAAAGCGGGACUGCAGAGGCAGAAGGACCUGGAGCUGCUGUACAAUCAGAUCAGGAACCUCAAGAGUCGCCUGGAGAGAAAAGAAGAAAUGUUGAAAGAUUACGAGGCCAGCAUGGAGCAGCUCAGGCUGAGCCAAGCAUCCCUGCGAAGGUGCCAGGAGGAGAUGUCCAAACUAGAAGACGAAGUCGCCAGGGAGGCAGAAGAGAAGGCUCUGCUGAAAGAGGCUCUGGAGAGGACGCAGCUCCAGCUGAACCAGGAGAAGAGGCGGCUGCGAGCAGCCAAACUGCGCAAGCCUGGAGCCGAGAAGCCUCACUGCUCGGGAAAGCUGAAGGCCAAAGAGAGCACGGCAGAAGCUGUCACGACGGGAAGCGUGUAGGAGAGGCACCACGUGGGCCUUUGGUAGGCGAAGGUCCGCGGUGGGAAUGGGUCAUCACCCUGCGGACUCUGUAAUGUCAGACAUGGUACGAGGCACUGGGUGCGUUCCGAGGAGCCCCUGUUGGUAUCCCGCAUCUCCCAGGCACGCCGGCCUGACUGUGCGAUGCGUAGGACCUUAUUUUUCUGCAGCGCGUGUCCUGUACCGCAUGAUGAGGUGUACGGCAAUAGAAGAGGUUGUGUAGCUACA
Harpia harpyja (harpy eagle) is the source of this 3371-nucleotide messenger RNA. It is a transcript of the gene FHAD1, whose product is annotated as forkhead associated phosphopeptide binding domain 1. The transcript is spliced from 24 exons. Lineage: Eukaryota; Metazoa; Chordata; Aves; Accipitriformes; Accipitridae. The record is from RefSeq and is a predicted model, not a curated record. The coding region runs from base 105 to 3125 and encodes 1006 amino acids.